CAGAAAAUGUAUAAAGCUAUAGAUAAACAAAAAUGUUUAGUUGAUUGUUUUAAAGAAGAAUUAAUUAAUGAUGGAAUAUUUACUGAAGAAAAGGCGAAUUUUGUUGUAAAAGAAUAUUUAGAGGAAUUAAAUGAAAUACUUUUAAAUGUUAAUGAAGGGAAAAUACCUCCAAUAAUUGAUCAUUUACGUGGAAAUUGGAAAGGAUUUAAACAAGCGCCUAAAUGUGUUACUAAAUGGAAUACUGGAUUUAAUAAAGAAUUACUUGAAUUAAUUGGGGGUACUUCUGUUAAUGUUCCCAAUGAUUUUUCAAUUCAUCCAACUCUUGAAAAAUCACUUGUUAAUUCUCGACUGGAAAAAAUCCAAAAUGGAAAUAUUGAUUGGAGCACAGCAGAAUCUUUAGCAAUCGGUUCUGUACUUUUGCAAGGUUUUGAUGUUCGUUUAAGUGGUCAAGAUGUAGGUAGAGGAACUUUUAGUCAAAGACAUGCAAUGCUUGUUUGUCAACAAACUGAUAAAGUUUAUAUUCCUUUGAAUAAAAUACAAGAAGGACAGAAAUGUUUUCUUGAGAUAGCUAAUAGCCCUCUUUCGGAAGCAGCCGUUGUUGGUUUUGAAUAUGGUUUUGCUAUUGAAAACCCUAAAAGACUUGUUAUUUGGGAGGCUCAAUUUGGUGAUUUUUAUAAUGGUGCUCAAGUACAGAUAGAUACUUUGAUAGCUAGUGGAGAAAGUAAAUGGUUUUUACAAAAUGGAUUGGUUUUGCUUUUGCCUCAUGGUUUUGACGGGGCUGGUCCAGACCAUAGUAGUGCUCACAUUGAACGUUUCCUUUCUCUAACCGAUAGUAGCGAAUCUCAAUUAGUACCUGAUGGGGAUAAUGUAAAUAUGAGGAUAAUAACACCAAAAUUACUUCUUCGGCAUUCAUUUUCUUCUUCGCCAAUUGAAGAUUUUAUUGAAGGAACAAGUUUUCAGCCUGUUUUAUUUGACAAAACAAUAAAAGAAAAUAAAAAUAUUAAAAAGGUUAUAAUCUGUUCUGGAAAGCAUUCCCUCACACUUUUUAACGAAAGAAGUAAAAGAGAAAUUUGUGACAUUGCAAUUGUUCGUUUGGAAGAAAUUUGUCCUUUCCCAGUUGUUGAUUUGACUAAAAUUUUUGAUAUUUAUUCUAAUGCUAAAUCUUUUAUUUGGUCGCAAGAAGAACCAAGAAAUGCUGGAUGCUGGCCUUUUAUUCAAAAUAGAUUUAAAAAUGCUUUUGGGAUUGAACUUAAAUAUGCUGGUCGUGCAGAACAAGCGUGGAUAGCCACUUCAAUUGCUGAAGUACAUGAAAAGGAAGUUUUGGAUAUUUUGGAAGAAACAUUUUCUUAA
This is a messenger RNA of Meloidogyne enterolobii, 1350 nucleotides long. NCBI's taxonomy places the organism in Eukaryota, Metazoa, Nematoda, Chromadorea, Rhabditida, Meloidogynidae. The record is from the annotation of a GenBank genome assembly.